Molecule: messenger RNA, 720 nt
Organism: Colius striatus (speckled mousebird)
Lineage: Eukaryota; Metazoa; Chordata; Aves; Coliiformes; Coliidae
Product: claudin-16
Biological process (GO): bicellular tight junction assembly; cell adhesion
Cellular component (GO): bicellular tight junction; plasma membrane
Molecular function (GO): structural molecule activity
Source: RefSeq, a predicted model, not a curated record
AUGAGCUCAGCCCUGCAGAUGACAGCGUUUGCUCUCGCUCUUCUCUCAACCCUCUUCCUGCUCCUUGCGACGUGCACCGACUGCUGGAUGGUGAACGCUGAUGACAGCCUGGAGGUGGUGAGCAGAGCAACUAUGUUCAGGGUGAGCAAGUCUUUCUCCUGCUUCCAGAUCAGUCAGAAAUGCCGGGGGCUGUGGAGGGAGUGUGUCACCAACAUGCAGGACGGGGUCAGGACCUGUGACCAGUAUGACUCCAUUUUGGCUGACCAUCCAGUGAAGAUCGUGGUGACAAGGACCCUCCUGAUCACAGCAGACCUCUUGGCUGGGCUGGCUUUGGCUACGUUGCUCCUUGGGCUGGAUUGCAUCAAGUUCCUCAAGGAAGAACCUCGUGUCAAGCUGAGAAUGUGCCACGGGGCUGGCGUCAUCCUUGGCAUUGGGAGCAUCCUGGGGCUCGUGGGCUCUGUGUGGUACGCGGUGGACGUCUACGUGGAGAGGACCAUGCUGGUGUCACACAGCAUAUUCCUGGGAGUGCACUAUGACUUUGGGUGGUCGUGCUGGCUGGGGAUGGCUGGCUCCACGGGCUGCUUCGUGGCAGCCGUGCUGCUGACCUGCUGCCUCUCUGCCUGCACAGACCCCAGCAGCCGCUGGCAACCUCAGGGGCUCCCCCAGCCCCGGCACCGAACAGCCAGCAGCAAGAUGUACGCCCUGGACUCCCGUGUGUGA